GGUCCCUCGGUUCUGAAUUCUAUAAAUUUCUUAGAUUUGGGAUUCACACGAAGAACUUUGCGCUGAAAAUUCAAAAUUCAAGAGAGAAACCCUGGAAGGUCUGAAAAAAAUGCUUCUAUAGGUUAUCGACGAUGCUCUAUCCAAUGGAAUGGUUUUUCAGUUUAAGAACGUUCUUCUAAGGGUUUCCCACAAAUCCGGUCUCUGGAAAACCCACUGGAAAACUUUGUCGAAACUGGAAAACCAUUCCAUUGGAAAGAGAAUCGUCGAAAACCUAUAGAAAGUGGUUCAGAUAAUUUCAGUCCAUUUAUAAAGUUAAUGUCCGCCUACUCUAGGGAAAAAUGCCCGCUGUGUGAUUACAGCUUGCUGAGCGUGGACGAAUAGCAGGAAUUGCAAUAUUAGAUGCUGUUGAAAAUUCGCAGCGUUUUACGAAUUCGAAAACACAACUGGUUGAGGAGUCAGCUAAUUCGCAAAUGCAUUUGGCUAUGGACGCAGGAAUUCCCAGAAAGCGUGUUAAUCAAAUUGUUAUCCCAUAUUAG
Messenger RNA from Didymodactylos carnosus, 536 nucleotides. The record is from the annotation of a GenBank genome assembly. Lineage: Eukaryota; Metazoa; Rotifera; Eurotatoria; Philodinida; Philodinidae.